Oncorhynchus mykiss (rainbow trout) is the source of this 6550-nucleotide messenger RNA. RefSeq names its product unconventional myosin-VI. Gene Ontology annotation, molecular function: actin filament binding; ATP binding; microfilament motor activity. Gene Ontology annotation, cellular component: actin cytoskeleton; plasma membrane; endocytic vesicle. NCBI's taxonomy places the organism in Eukaryota, Metazoa, Chordata, Actinopteri, Salmoniformes, Salmonidae. The record is from RefSeq and is a predicted model, not a curated record. Gene Ontology annotation, biological process: actin filament-based movement; inner ear auditory receptor cell differentiation; actin filament organization.
GUCUGCAUUUUUCAGAACCCUGUAGUGGCAUAAUUGCUUAGAAGUACCUCUGGCUAAGUGGCUAUUGAACCACAUGGCUGCGUAGACAGUUUGAAAAGAUAAUUGGAUACAUAUAAUCUAAAUGUGUACAACUGUCCUGUAGUGUCAAGUGACGUCAUGGCCAAUUCCUUGGACUUGUGAGCGAGUCGGAGGUUGCUGCAGGAAGGGGAGAUCGGAGGUUGGAUCUACACCCAGCAAUCUAUUGGGGAAACUUUCACUUUUAUAAACAAGUGUCGGGCUGCACUGGUUGAAGAGGAUACGAGGUAGUGUCAUGGAGGAUGGGAAGCCGGUGUGGGCGCCCCACCCAGGAGAUGGGUUCCAGCUGGGGACCAUAGUGGACAUAGGAGCAGACAGUUUGACCAUCGAGCCGCUGAAACAGGGGCAAAAGAGCUUUACGGCCCAGAUCAACCAAGUGUUUCCGGCUGAGGAUGAUGUCAACAAACAUGUGGAAGACAACUGUUCUUUAAUGUACUUGAAUGAAGCCACACUCUUGAACAACGUCCGUGUGCGGUAUAGUAAAGACAGAAUUUAUACGUUUGUAGCUAAUAUCCUGAUAGCAGUGAACCCCUACUAUGACAUUCCAAAGCUCUAUGCUCCCGAGACCAUUAAACAGUACCAUGGGAGGUCCCUGGGCACCCUUCCGCCCCACGUCUACGCUAUUGCUGACAAGGCCUACAGGGACAUGAGGGUGCUGAAGAUGAGCCAGUCCAUCAUCGUGUCCGGGGAGUCUGGUGCCGGGAAGACUGAGAACACCAAGUUUGUCCUCCGAUACUUGACAACAUCCUAUGGAACAGGUCAAGAUAUUGAUGAGAGAAUAGUUGAAGCCAAUCCCCUGCUAGAAGCUUUUGGAAACGCUAAAACUGUCAGGAAUAACAACAGUAGUCGCUUUGGGAAGUUUGUAGAGAUCCACUUCAACGAAAAGAAUACUGUGGUGGGAGGCUUCGUGUCCCACUACCUGCUGGAGAAAUCCAGGAUCUGCCAGCAGAGCCAGGAGGAGAGGAACUACCACAUCUUCUACCGGCUGUGUGCUGGAGCCUCCGAGGACAUCAGGACCAAGUUCCACCUGGAAUCACCAGACGCCUUCAGGUAUUUGAACAGAGGAUGCACUCGCUUCUUUGCAAACAAGGACACGGACAAACAGAUCCUUCAGAACCGCAAGAGUCCAGAGCACCUGAAGGCUGGGCCCCUGAAGGACCCUCUGCUGGACGACCAGGGGGACUUCAACAGGAUGUGCGGUGCCAUGAAGAAGAUCGGCCUGGAUGAUAUGGAGAAGCUGGACCUGUUCAGGGUGGUGGCCGGGGUGCUGCACUUGGGCAACAUCGACUUUGAGGAGGCAGGCAGCACAUCAGGUGGCUGCACUAUAAAGAACCAGUCAAGCCAGACGGUGGAGUACUGUGCUGAGCUACUGGGUCUGGGAGAGCAGGACCUGAGUGUCAGCCUCACGUCCAGGGUCAUGCUCACCACAGCAGGGGGCGCCAAAGGAACAGUUAUCAAAGUGCCACUGAAAGUGGAGCAGGCAAACAACGCACGGGACGCCCUGGCCAAGGCUGUGUACAGCCGGCUGUUUGACCACGUGGUCACCAGGGUCAACCAGUGCUUCCCCUUCCACUCUUCUGCCAACUUCAUCGGGGUUCUGGAUAUCGCAGGCUUCGAGUACUUUGAGCACAACAGCUUUGAGCAGUUCUGCAUCAACUACUGUAAUGAGAAGCUGCAGCAGUUCUUCAACGAGCGCAUUCUGAAAGAGGAACAAGAGCUGUAUCAGAAGGAGGGCCUUGGAGUGAACGAGGUCCGGUAUGUCGACAAUCAGGACUGCAUAGACCUCGUGGAGGCCAAGCUGGUGGGCAUCCUGGACAUCCUGGAUGAAGAGAACCGUCUACCUCAGCCCAGUGACCAGCACUUUGCAGAGACCGUACACAACAAACACAAGAACCACUUCCGACUGACCGUGCCCCGGAAAUCAAAGCUGCAAGUUCACAGGAAUGUGAGGGAUGACGAGGGAUUCAUCGUCAGACACUUUGCAGGAGCGGUGUGCUAUGAGACGACCAAGUUUGUGGAGAAGAACAAUGAUGCACUGCACAUGUCCCUGGAGUGCCUAGUGAGUGAGUCUAAGGACCGGUUUAUCCGGGAGCUCUUUGAGAACUCCAACAACACCAAGGACUCGAAACAGAAGGCCGGCAAGCUCAGCUUCAUCAGCGUCGGCAACAAAUUCAAGACCCAGCUGAACAUUCUACUGGAGAAGCUUCGCAGCACGGGCUCCAGUUUCAUCCGUUGUAUCAAGCCCAAUCUGAAGAUGGUCAGCCACCAGUUUGAAGGGGCCCAGAUCCUCUCUCAGUUGCAGUGCUCAGGAAUGGUGUCCGUGCUGGACCUGAUGCAGGGAGGCUUCCCCUCCAGAGCGCCAUUCCAUGAGCUCUACAACAUGUACAAGCAGUACAUGCCUGCCAAGCUGACUCGCCUGGACCCAAGACUCUUCUGCAAGGCUUUAUUCAAAGCGCUGGGACUCAACGAGAAUGAUUACAAGUUUGGGCUGACCAGAGUGUUCUUCAGACCUGGGAAGUUUAAGGAGUUUGAUCAGAUCAUGAAGUCGGACCCAGACCACCUGGCGGAGCUGGUGAAGAAGGUCAACCAGUGGCUCAUCUGCAGCCGCUGGAAGAAAGUCCAGUGGUGUUCCCUCUCUGUCAUCAAACUGAGGAAUAAGAUGCUCUACCGUGCCAGUGCCUGCAUCAAGAUGCAGAAGACGGUGCGCAUGUGGCUGUGCAGGAGGAAGCACAAGCCGCGGAUCGAUGGGCUGGUGAAGGUGCGUAACCUGAAGAACAGGAUGGAUAAGUUCAACGAGGUGAUCGCCGGCCUGAAGGAGGGGAAGCAGGAGAUGAGUAUGCAGAUUCAGGGGCUGGACGACGCCAUCAACACAACCAUGCUCAAAAUCAAGACCACAGCAAUGACCCGCAUUGACAUGGACCAUGAGUACCAGGCCCUGGUCACCAGGUCAGAGGAGCUGCUGACGGCCAUGCAGAACAAGAAGAAGGAGGAGGAGGAGAAGGAGCGACUGAAGAAGAUCCAGGAGGAGAUGGCGAGAGAGAAGAAGAGGAGGGAGGAGGAGGAGCAGCGCCGCAAGCAGGACAAAGAGGACAGGCGUCUGAAAGCGGAGAUGGAGCAGAAGCGGAAACACGAAGAAGAGGAGCGGAAGCAGAGAGAGAAAGAGGAGAGGAAACUUCAGGCAGAGAUGGAUGUUCAGCUGGAGGCUGAGCGGGAGGAGGCGGCGGCGCGUCAAAACAUCCUGGAGCAGGAGAGGCGCGACAGGGAGCUGGCCAUGAGGAUCGCCCAGAGCGAGGCUGAACUCAUCCCAGAGGACACCCAGAAUGACGCAGGCCUGCGCAGUAACGGCACCUCAGGUGGUCCAUCCUCCCCAGAGAGAGCUACUGGAGCUGGUGGAUCUCAAAAGCUCAAGAGCAUGUCCAUGGAGGAAAUGGCCAAGGAAAUGUCUGAGCUUCUGUCUAGAGGCCCACAGGUUCAGGCUACCAAAGCUGCUGCUGCUGGCACCAAGAAGUACGAGCUCAGCAAGUGGAAAUACGCCGAGCUGAGGGACGCCAUCAACACAUCCUGUGACAUUGAGUUGCUGGCUGCCUGCCGAGAAGAGUUCCACCGCCGGCUGAAGGUCUACCACGCUUGGAAGUCAAAGAACAAGAAGCGUGGCAACAACCCCGGAGUCACAGAGCAGAGGGCCCCCAAAUCAGUCACUGACUAUGAUCUCGCACCUCGUGUGAGACAAGCACCCCAGGCGAACUCAGCCCCGCCCAUCCCAGCCAGGCAACAUGAGGUGGCCAUGAACAGGCAGCAGCGCUACUUCCGCAUCCCUUUCAUCCGGCCCGGGGACCAGUACAAGGACCCACAGAACAAAAAGAAGGGCUGGUGGUACGCCCACUUUGAUGGGCCCUGGAUCGCAAGGCAGAUGGAGCUGCACCCGGACAAGCAGCCCAUCCUGCUGGUGGCAGGGAAAGAUGACAUGGAGAUGUGUGAGCUGAGCCUGGAGGAGACAGGCUUGACAAGGAAGAGGGGAGCUGAGAUCCUGCCCCGGCAGUUUGAGGAGAUCUGGGAGCGCUGCGGGGGCAUCCAGUACCUCCGGAGAGCCAUUGAGAAAAAACAGGCCCGCCCCACCUACGCCACAGCCAUGCUGAAGACCCUUCUCAAGUAAAGGGUGUUGGGUGAAUUUGCCCCUAGUCGCUGAUCGUGGGUCAGUUUAGCAUUUUCCCCACCUAAAGGUUAAGGUUAGGAUUGGGGGACGGGAAGCUGACCCUAAAUCUGUACUCUGGGAAACUUCACCCUGGAGCUAAAGCCUUAAACCACGGGCCUUUCUCUCACUACAGCAAAGGGAAGAAUGCACUAAGCUACUGUACCUAACACAGUGGGUAUUCAAGCCUACUGUACCAUGUUUUGACUGGGGGCAAGUCAUAAAUUAACCACUUUUUGUUAAUUGUCUUUUUUCUUUUGUUCAUGUUGUUGGUCUUGGCUGCUUUCAAUUGUCUUGAUGUAUUAUUUCUUGGUGGGUACGGGGGAAUUUGCAGUGAACCUAUGCAGAGGAAUCGGACAGUGACUAAUUAUUACAUCUAGUUUUGUUUCUCGAGCAAAUAUGGAUGUUUUCCUUUUAAUAUUCCUGCUACUUUAACUACGAGGCCUUAUUAAAACUACUUUAACUACGAGGCCUUAUUAAAACUACUUUAACUACGAGGCCUUAUUAAAACUACUUUAACUACGAGGCCUUAUUAAAACUACUUUAACUGCGAGGCCUUAUUAAAACUACUUUAACUACGAGGCCUUAUUAAAACUACUUUAACUACGAGGCCUUAUUAAAACUACUUUAACUACGAGGCCUUAUUAAAACUACUUUAACUACGAGGCCUUAUUAAAACUACUUUAACAGGGUAAUUUGCUGAAAGUAGGAAGUGUUUCAAAGCUGCCUCCAAAUAAGUUUUGAGUAUUAAAUUGUUGAUGUUUAAUAUUAUGUCUUUGUGAUUUAAAAUGAAGUCAACAUUUUGUCUCUGCAGUCUUAACAGCUUGUUGAUCAUUUCACUCAAACCAAUACUUGCUGUUUAUUUUCAUGUAGUAAUUAUAGGACAAUACUUGCACAAGAGAGGGGUAGAAAUGGGCUAGGUUGGGGUAGAAAUGGGCUAGGUUGCAACUCUGUUUUCUCAUGUGAGGCAGUUAUACUUGAGCGGUUCUUCUCUAAGGAUAUUUUUUAGUAACUGCACAUAAAUUCACAUUCAUUUCUAAUUAUAAUAUUUGAUAAUACUGUAAUACGUUUUUACCUCUGGCUUUCAGACUGAAUGUAAUAUGGGUUUGUUGAUUUGUUCCUUCAGUCCUUACUGUUUGGUUAGGAGCGGUUUGUUUUAUUCUUCAUAUGUGUGAUUUAGGUUUGCUAAUGAAAGGUAAAUAAAUAUUUCCUUUUCACAUUCCCCAACCAUUCAUUACUAAAGCCACAUGGUUGAAAUUGCUUCAUGUUCUCCACAUGAAACAAUGCCUAUUCCAAAUAUUGAAACAAAAAGAAAAAUAAUGAAUGAAUCAAACUUAAUUAUGAGAAGUGAAUAAUACAAAUCUUGAGAUACUCUACGAUGUCGGACCAAAUGUGUGUAUGGGACAAAAACUGAAUAGUGAAAUGGUGUUGUCUUCUUGACCCCAACUUCAUUCAAGCUCAUAUACAAUAUAGUCAGCUAUUCUUCUCUCUGCUAGAUAUUCCAAUAGACACAUACCCACAGAAUGUUCGACGUGUAUGAUAGAGAGUCUAAUGUUUCUACACAGGAAUGUACACAUUUAUUUUCUAAAUAAAUAUUUCUACUCUAAGAUACUCUAAAGCAUGUGUCAAACUCAUUCAACAGAGGGCCAUGUGUCUGCGGGUUUUUGCUCCACCCUCGUAUUUGAUUAAUGAAUUAAGGUCACUAAUUAGUAAGGACCCCCCUUCACCUAGUUGUCUACUGUAGGUCUUAAUUGAAAGGAAAAAACAAAAACCUGCAGACACUCAGCCCUCCAUGGAAUGAGUUUAACACCCCUGCUAUAAAGGGUUUGGUCACAUGACUCAUGUUUCUUAAAAUAAACAAAUGAUGAAGCAAUAAUUUACACACGCAACACUACAAGGAGGACAGACUGUCUCAAACACACAGUACAUGACAAUCUUGUGAGACUAGAACUACUCUCUUCAGGUAAGGCUGUUAGUCUUGAGUUUCUUCUCAUUCCCUUGGACGCUCUGCACAAGCGAAAGGCGACGUCGUGGUUGUUUGAAAUCUAUCCACUCAUGCUCGUGUCUAAAACAUGUCUUCAGUUUAGCCCGAAGUAUGUAUUUCUGACAAACAUCAGAGUUUACUACUGUAGUGUGGGGUCUCCUUGAAUAUCGCUUGUAAUGUACAACAAAUGACUGGCUGGCUUCCAUAUGCUCUGUAUCUCACAACACGCAUAGCAAUCAUUCCUCAGAUACUGCCUUUUCCAAUGCUGAUCUCUAACUGAAAUAAACACAUUUCAUGCUUCA